AUGGCAGAUAUUAUUGGUCCAGGAGCCAUAGUUGGGCUUAAGUACCAUGACAAUUUAUUCUUGAACUCUACAAUGAUUCCCAUAGUACAUUCCAUGUCUGACUUCAGGAGCUUCCUCAAAGAAUCAUACAAUGUGAAAGCUUACAAGGACGUUCCAACAAUGGCUGUAAAGCCAAGGCUGCUUCUCAUAUCUCGUAACGGAUCAAGGAGCAUUACGAACGAGCUUGAAUUAAAGAAACUGAUGGAGGAAGUAGGAAUUCAAGUCAUUGUGGCCGAGCCUAAAACGACGUCGAAUUUAGCUAAGUUUGCUGGGUUGGUGAACUCAUGCAGAGUUAUGGUUGGAGUCCAUGGAGCAGGGCUCACAAACCAAGUGUUCUUGCCUGAUGGCACGAUGAUGAUGCAGUUGGUUCCGCUGGGACUAGACUGGGCUGCAACCAACUGCUAUGGUGAGCCUGCAACUAAAAUGGUGUUGCAGUAUUUGGAGUAG
Molecule: messenger RNA, 486 nt
Organism: Ziziphus jujuba (common jujube)
Lineage: Eukaryota; Viridiplantae; Streptophyta; Magnoliopsida; Rosales; Rhamnaceae
Product: alpha-1,3-arabinosyltransferase XAT3-like
Exons: 1
Coding region: 1-486 (161 amino acids)
Molecular function (GO): glycosyltransferase activity
Source: RefSeq, a predicted model, not a curated record